GCUGCCAUGGGGAAAGGGGGCCCAGAGCCCGACGGCUCCGAGGAGGAUUUGGAAGCAAGGAACACAUCCCAGGCAUGCUACAGGCAGCCUUUGUGGGUCUCCCAAGGCAGGGAAGCAGACACCAGCCCAGGGGACACGGAAGGGAUGAAGGUGAGGAAGAAGAGCAGGCCGGUGCGCUCCAAGGCCAGGAGGAUGGCUGCCAAUGUCAGAGAGAGGAAGAGGAUUCUGGACUACAACCAAGCCUUCAACGCCCUGCGGCUGGCCCUCAAGCACGACCUCGGGGGCAAAAGGCUUUCUAAAAUCGCGACCCUCCGGCGGGCCAUCAACAGGAUCGCGGCUCUGUCGCUGUCCCUGCGCUGCUCCGGCUGCUGCUGGCCCUGCGCCCACCCCGAGUGCCGCGCCCGGGCCGGGGUCCCUCCGCAGGAGCCGGGGCUGAAGGGCGGCCACCCCCAGCUGCCCUGGGAGCUCAUUCCUGCAGGGACACAGCGUCCUCCAUCCCCUCCCUGCGCUGCCUUUUCCCCUCAGCGGCAUCUCCAUCACUACCAGAGCCCGAAGGAGAACCGCGGUGUGCCCGGUCCCGCCGGGAUCCCCGCGCCCCGCCAGCACCGAGCCCCGGGCAUCCUGCGGGAACCCCCGGCCGGGACCGUGCCCGGGCAGCUGGGGCACUGCCAGGGCUGGGGGCACCCGCAGUGCCUCCCCACGCACUGACCCGCCGUGGGACGAUGGGGGGAGCGGGAAGGCACCGCCGGGUGAGGGAAGGAAGCGCUGCUGGAGGGCUCAGAGAGCCCCCGACACGCGGGACAGGACCCUGCUGCGUGUCUCCCCCUGCGGGAAGGUGGGAACUCCUCGGGAAGUGCCGGCUCUGUUUCUUAUCUCACUGCUGCUGAUCGCCGCUGUUAUUUAUUCUCUCUUGCUUGUUCUGAGGGAAAACACGAGUUACAAACCCAGCAGCAGGGCAGUGGUGUUAAUAU
Molecule: messenger RNA, 971 nt
Organism: Taeniopygia guttata (zebra finch)
Lineage: Eukaryota; Metazoa; Chordata; Aves; Passeriformes; Estrildidae
Gene: BHLHA9
Product: basic helix-loop-helix family member a9
Biological process (GO): axon development; sensory organ development; positive regulation of transcription by RNA polymerase II
Cellular component (GO): nucleus
Molecular function (GO): E-box binding; protein dimerization activity; DNA-binding transcription factor activity
Source: RefSeq, a predicted model, not a curated record